Diaporthe amygdali is the source of this 1023-nucleotide messenger RNA. Its product is annotated as Transmembrane protein 53-B. NCBI's taxonomy places the organism in Eukaryota, Fungi, Ascomycota, Sordariomycetes, Diaporthales, Diaporthaceae. The record is from RefSeq and is a predicted model, not a curated record. The coding region runs from base 1 to 1023 and encodes 340 amino acids. The transcript has a single exon.
AUGUCACUUUCCCAGUUCAAAGAUCUUGGGGACGAUGUUUGGCUGUAUGAGCCUCGAGAUAACGAAGAAGACAAUGGCAAGAGCAGCUCGGCACAAGGAGCUAAACGAACUCGCCAAAGCGGUAGAGGACACCCCCCAGCUCUCAUCAUUCUGUGCACGUGGCUGGGAGGGGCGACAACAAAACGGAUCGAAAGGUAUACCAAGGGUUACCAUGGUCUUUGGCCCCAAUCCAGCAUUCUUCUGAUCCGUACUAACAUCGGCGAAUAUCUCGUCCGGAGCACCACUUCUCUCCGUCGGAAGCUUCGCCCAGCGCACCGCGAGAUCAGGAGGCUAGGACUAGUAAUUCAACAUGAACACAAAGCCUCGAGCGUACCGCAGGACGGGAAAAUCCUUCUUCACAUAUUCUCACAAGGUGGAGGCAACAUAGCAAUGCAGUUGGUUGAGUCUACAAACGCCAUCCUUGCGACACUGGGGUAUGAAGGACCGCUGCCCCUGAGACAAAUUGUUCUCGACAGUUGCCCUGGGAACCCUGACAUCCAUAGCACCUAUGAAGCUGCUGCUCAUUCCUUGCCAGACGUCAGUCUCCUGCGGCCUUUGGGCUGCGUUGUCAUGUAUAUCUUAGCCGUCGGCUUGGUAGGAAUGGAAGCAAUUGGGCUCAGGGAGCCGAGUGCCAAAAUGAUGCGCUCGCAGUUGAACGACCCAGACAUCUUCUCAGCCAAAGCUGCAAGGCUGUAUCUGACCUCAGAGGCUGACAAAAUUGUGGACUCUCGGGAUGUCGAGGAGCAUCGGAACCAGGCAGUUGCCAAGGGCAUGACGACUGAUAUCUUGCGGUUUCACCGAGCGGGGCAUUGUUCACUUGUCUUGGAGAACGAAGCCGCCUAUUGGAAUGCAAUUGAGUCUGGGUGGGAGAAAGGUGCGACUCCCGAGGACACGCAGAGUGUCGGACAUUUUGAGGACUCGGGAUCACUCUACCCUUCCUGUAUAUCGCCAGCAACGUCCAACCAGUCUCGCAGUCGGCUGUGA